CAACAAAAUACUUGACAGCUGUAACCGACGCUUAUCGGUGCGUGAGGUAACUACACUAAAACAGCUGAUAUUAACAGGCCAGGGAGAUCAAACUCACAAGACCAUGCCAUGGCAAACAUACCAAAAGGUGAAAUUAAAUGGACGGCAUCAGCUGGUAGUACUACUGGUUAUACCCAGAAACCUACUGCCAAAUAUAGUGCAAUAUCGGAUGGAUUACGACAAAUAACUCCAGAAACCUGGAAAUGUUCUAUGUUCUGUGGUGGCAAGAAUUGUAAAUAUUGUAAUGUACCUCGUGGUAAUUGGCCUACUGAAAGGAUGGCAAUUGAUGGACUAUUCUCUGAAUGGGUUACAGAUGAUAUUCUAGCAACGUCCAGGCCAUCUACAAAUGCUGUAAAAAAUAUUAUAGAAGAAUUUAAAAAAUGUGGAAUAAAUUCAAUUAUAAAUUUACAAAGACCAGGAGAGCAUGCAAGUUGUGGAUCUCCUUUAGAAGAAGAGAGUGGAUUUUCUUAUUUACCGAAAGACUUUAUGGACGAAAACAUUUUUUUCUACAAUUUUGGGUGGGAUGACUAUGGCAUACGCUCCUUACCGUCCAUACUUGACAUGGUCAAAGUUAUGUCAUUUGCUUUACAGGAAGGAAAGACUGCAGUACAUUGUCACGCUGGACUUGGCCGUACUGGUGUACUCAUUGCAUGUUACCUUAUAUUUUCAAAACGAAUGGAUGCUGACCAAGCUAUUCAUUUUGUCAGAGAAAAAAGACCCGGUGCGAUUCAAACAAGGGGACAGAUUGAGUGCUGUCAACAGUUUGGGCAGUUUCUAAUUCCGUUAAGAGUAGUAUUUUAUUCAAUUGAUACUCGUGCAUAUCCAUUUACAUUGAAUCAGUACUUAAUACGUCAGAAGCACAUGUUACAUGGCUAUGAAGCUAGGGAGCUUAAAAAUAUACCUAAGAUUAUUCACGUUGUUUGUAAAAGGUUAACUCAACUUGCCAACUGUGACUUUGGUAUAAUGAACGAAUUAAACUUGUCAUACGAGAGGAAAAUGCAAAUCGAAAAAGAAACAGCUGGCAAAGCAUUUCCUGAAGUUCGGAAAAAGAUACCGUUUGAACAGAGCGUCAGUGAAGGGAAUACAAAAGUAGGGGUGUUGCCACCAAUCAGAAGAGCCAAAAGUGAAGAGAACAUACUAGCUGAAUGUAAUGAAGUAAAUGGUCAAUCAUCGGGUACCUUGAAUGUUCCCAAGGCUACGCUUUCACCUGGCAGUCCCAAUCUAAGGUUUCGUUCUCCAAAUAGUGAUUUAGAUAUGAAAGGCACUUCGGGAUCAUCAAGUUCUGAUGAUGACCUUCUUACCCAGAAACUUACAAUCCCAAGCAAGUCGUGA
Molecule: messenger RNA, 1371 nt
Organism: Saccoglossus kowalevskii
Lineage: Eukaryota; Metazoa; Hemichordata; Enteropneusta; Harrimaniidae
Product: protein tyrosine phosphatase domain-containing protein 1-like
Biological process (GO): protein dephosphorylation; cilium assembly
Molecular function (GO): protein tyrosine phosphatase activity
Source: RefSeq, a predicted model, not a curated record